This is a messenger RNA of Setaria italica (foxtail millet), 1170 nucleotides long. RefSeq names its product alpha carbonic anhydrase 7. Gene Ontology annotation, molecular function: zinc ion binding; carbonate dehydratase activity. NCBI's taxonomy places the organism in Eukaryota, Viridiplantae, Streptophyta, Magnoliopsida, Poales, Poaceae. The transcript has 5 exons. The coding region runs from base 55 to 888 and encodes 277 amino acids. The record is from RefSeq and is a predicted model, not a curated record.
CGACCAAAGGAAGCAGCCCGCGCGCAGAAACAACAACACCGCGCAGCGCACACCAUGCGUCCAGUUCGCCACCUCCGCCUCGCGGUGGCCGCGCUCCUCGCCGCCGCCCUCCUGCUCCUCGUCGCCAUGGCGCAGGAGGAGACCGAGCACGAGGAGGAGUUCAGCUACGUCCACGGCGACGAGCACGGGCCGGAGCACUGGGGCGAGAUCAAGGCGGAGUGGGCGGCGUGCGGCGCGGGGCGGAUGCAGUCGCCCAUCGACCUCCAUCACGAGCGCGUCUCGCUGGUGCGCGGUCUCGGCUACCUCGACCACUCCUACCGCCCUGCCCAGGCCUCCAUCGUCAACCGCGGCCACGACAUCAUGGUGAGGUUCGAGGGCGACGCCGGGAGCCUGGUGAUCAAUGGCACGGCGUACCACCUGAAGCAGCUGCACUGGCACUCCCCCACCGAGCACACCGUCGACGGCCGCCGGUACGACCUGGAGCUGCACCUGGUGCACGAGAGCGCCGAGAAGAAGGCCGCCGUCAUCGCCAUCCUCUACGAGAUCGGCCGCGGCCACGACCCGCUUCUUCACCAGAUGGAGCCCUUCAUCCGGCAGAUCGCCGACAAGCGGGACCGGGAGGAGCGCGUCAGUGUGGUGGACCCCCGCGCCGUGCGCGGCAGGGCCAGCGUGUACUACCGCUACAUGGGCUCCCUCACCGUGCCGCCCUGCACCGAGGGGGUCAUCUGGACCAUCGUCAAGAGGGUUCACACCGUGUCCAAGUACCAAUUGGAGCUUCUCAGGGAAGCCGUGCACGACGACAUGGAGAAGAACGCGAGGCCACUUCAGGAGGUGAACAGCAGAGACGUCAGCCUCUUCCGGCCUAGCCCCAGCCGUAAACACCACUAGCUCCCAUUUCCGGCUUCAUCCUUCUAAUGAUGAUGUGUGGGCUGACGUGGAGACGCUAGUAGUAUAGUUCAUAGUAGUGUACGUACAUGGGACGCAAUUCAUUCGUUGGGUGAUUCAGACUGGACGAGAUUCAUGGGAGAUUAUUCCACAUUUCGAUAGCUUAAGGUUUGAUUAUGAUUAUUUGUUUGUAAUUCUUUCUAUUUCUGUGCCUUUGUUAUAUGAAUAAACGAAAACAUUACCUCAGGACUUCAGGUCCACGUUCAUAAAAAAGUACAUGUCCAU